Apaloderma vittatum (bar-tailed trogon) is the source of this 435-nucleotide messenger RNA. Its product is annotated as integrin beta-1-binding protein 2-like. The record is from RefSeq and is a predicted model, not a curated record. Lineage: Eukaryota; Metazoa; Chordata; Aves; Trogoniformes; Trogonidae. The annotation marks the transcript as partial. The transcript is spliced from 3 exons.
GACAAGAAGGUAGCAUUGUGCCGACAGGACUGGCACCAAACCAGCAGCCACGUGGUGGUGACAGUCUAUGCCAAGAACCCCCUGCCCACCCUCAGCAGCGUGAAGGCCAACCGCACCAUGCUUGAGGCUCAUAUCAUCUUUGAAGGGAGUAAGAUUUUCCAGGCAGAACUGGAUCUCUGGGGGGUCAUAGAAAUAGAGAGCAGCUUUGUGAGCAUGGCCCCUGCCAAGGUGGAGAUUAUACUUUGCAAAGCCAGCCCUGGCUCCUGGGCCAGGCUGGAGCUCCCCCAAAGCAAGCUGCACUCCUGUGGUGAGCAGGAGAAGAAGGUUGCCAAUGUAGAGGAGCCCAGGGCAGCGCAGGAGGAAGUCUCGGAUGACAGCUUGAGCUGGUCAGAGGAGGAAGAUGAGCAGCUGGAGAUGGGAACACCAAGCAACUGA